AUGUUCAUGCUUCCGCAAGAGGGUGGUCAGACCACGACCUGUACCGUCAGUGAUGAUGUGAAGACCAAGUUCAAGGCCUUUAAGACCGGCAAGAACCAGGCCAACAAUGCCUUCAUCAUGAAGAUCAACCCGAACGCCCUUGAGGUUGUGUUGGAGCACCAUCUCGAGAACGUCUCGAUCCUUGACAUUGCCGAGGAGCUGCCCGAGUCGGCCCCUCGCUACAUCGCCUACAGCUACAAGUGGGUGCACGAUGAUGGCCGCGUGUCUUUCCCGCUGGUGUUCAUCUUCUACUGCCCCAAGGGUAUCAACACCAAGCUCAACAUCCUCUACGCCAGCACCAAGCCCGUCCUCACUGAGGCCCUCCAGGUUCAGAAGCUCUUCUCGGUCGCGACCACCGAGGAGCUCACUGAGGAGUGGCUCAAGGACAAGCUCGCCUUCUUCAAGUAA
Acanthamoeba castellanii str. Neff is the source of this 447-nucleotide messenger RNA. RefSeq names its product glia maturation factor family protein. NCBI's taxonomy places the organism in Eukaryota, Discosea, Longamoebia, Acanthamoebidae. Gene Ontology annotation, molecular function: Arp2/3 complex binding; actin binding. Gene Ontology annotation, biological process: actin filament debranching; negative regulation of Arp2/3 complex-mediated actin nucleation. Gene Ontology annotation, cellular component: actin cortical patch. The transcript is spliced from 5 exons. The record is from RefSeq and is a predicted model, not a curated record. Bases 1 to 447 code for a protein of 148 amino acids.